Messenger RNA from Lates calcarifer (barramundi perch), 3199 nucleotides. RefSeq names its product solute carrier family 6 member 1, like (gene slc6a1l). Gene Ontology annotation, biological process: sodium ion transmembrane transport. Gene Ontology annotation, cellular component: membrane. The coding region runs from base 480 to 2273 and encodes 597 amino acids. NCBI's taxonomy places the organism in Eukaryota, Metazoa, Chordata, Actinopteri, Centropomidae. The record is from RefSeq and is a predicted model, not a curated record. The transcript has 15 exons.
UCUGGGCCUCACCAGUCAGAACUGAGCAGUAAUCAAAGCAGACAAACAGGUCGAACUUUAUUAUCAACCACUCGAUACCAGCUACAGGAACAGCCACAGGUCCUCCAAAAUACAGUGUACAGGAAAGAGUUGCAAAAUCAAAAAGAGCUUUUGGGGCAGCAGGAACACUGUAGCUUCCUCUGGGGCCCGGAGAGUCGGCUUUAAGCUUUUCACAGCUGAUGCAAGAAGAUAUUUUUUCCCCCCUUGGAUGUUAAAUUGAAAUUUCAGGACUCUUGUGAUGUUGGUAUGGUGAACUGAAGCUGAUGACCUGAAGAGAGACUGGGAAAUCUGUCAGUGUCACUACAUCGCCCUGUCCAGUCCAGCCAAGAACCAGACGAAGUGAGAGAGACUUUGUCGGACAGGAACAGAGACAUUAACUAUUACAGGCUGUGAGGACUGAGUGAUUUUCUGGCCCCGACUAGGUCUGUAGUGUUCCCACCAUGGGAAAGACUGGGCAGAGUACAGUGGACUUGAACUCCCCGUCAGAGGUCAAACAAGCCAUUCCCUUUGAGGAACUGGAUGCGGUGGUGCCCCCUGCAGACGAAAAGAAGAAAAAAGAGGAGCCACCUGACAGGGGAAGCUGGAAGGGCAAGUUUGACUUUCUGCUGUCGUGCGUGGGAUACGCCAUCGGGUUAGGAAAUGUCUGGAGGUUCCCCUAUCUGUGUGGCAAGAAUGGAGGAGGGGCCUUCCUGAUCCCAUACUUUUUGACUCUGGUGUUUGCUGGGAUACCUCUCUUUUUCCUGGAAACAUCUCUGGGACAGUUCACCUCAGUGGGAGGGCUAGGAGUAUGGAAACUCAUCCCUAUGAUGAAAGGUGUUGGUCUGGCUGCAGUGGUGCUGUCCUUCUGGCUCAACAUCUACUACAUUAUCAUCAUCGCCUGGGCACUCUACUAUUUAUUCAACUCCUUUGGUUCGGAGCUUCCUUGGCAAAGCUGUGAUAACCCCUGGAACACAGAGAAAUGUUUUUCCAACUACAGUCUGACAGACACCACCAACUUGACCAGUGCUGUCACUGAGUUCUGGGAGCGUAACAUGCACCAGCUGUCCAGUGGUCUGGAGGAGCCAGGAGAGCUACGCUGGCCCUUAGUGGGCACUCUGGCUCUGGCGUGGGUCCUUGUCUACUUCUCAAUCUGGAAAGGAGUGGAGUGGACGGGGAAGGUGGUGUAUUUCUCAGCCACCUAUCCCUACUUCAUGCUGUUCAUCCUGUUCUUCCGAGGGGUCACUCUGCCCGGAGCCACAGACGGGAUCCUCUUCUACAUUACUCCAGAUUUCAAUAAACUCAUUCGUUCUGAGGUGUGGCUAGAUGCAGCAACUCAAAUCUUCUUUUCCUACGGUCUGGGCCUAGGCUCGCUCAUCGCACUGGGGAGCUACAACACUUACAACAAUGAUGUUUACAGGGACUCCAUCAUAGUGUGCUGCAUCAACUCCUGCACAAGCAUGUUUGCUGGCUUCGUCAUCUUUUCCAUCGUAGGCUUCAUGUCCUACAUCACUAAGAAACCUGUGCAAGAAUUAGCAGCAUCAGGUCCAGGUCUGGCUUUUUUAGCCUAUCCUCAGGCUGUCACCCAGCUGCCCAUGUCCUCUCUAUGGGCCAUCCUCUUCUUCUCAAUGCUCAUGAUGCUGGGCCUGGACAGUCAGUUCUGCACAGUGGAAGGCUUCAUCACAGCUCUGAUGGAUGAAUAUCCUCUGGUGCUGAGGAAGAGGAAGAAGGUCUUCAUCCUCAUCGUCUGCUUCAUCUCCUUCAUCAUCGGCUUCUCCAACAUCACACAGGGUGGUCUGUACGUGUUCAAGCUGUUUGAUUACUACUCCGCCAGUGGGAUGUGUCUCCUCUUCCUCGUCUUCUUCGAAACCGUUUCCAUAUCUUGGCUUUAUGGAGCUGAAAGGUUUUAUAAGAACAUUGAAGACAUGAUCGGCUAUCGGCCAUGUGCCUGGUGGAAACUCUGCUGGAUGUUCUUCACACCACUGAUCUGCCUGGGGGUGUUUACCUUCAGUGCCAUCGAGAUGACCCCUCUGACCUUGGGGAAGUACGUGUACCCCCUAUGGGGCCAAGUGACUGGCUGGUUCAUGGCUUUGUCUUCUAUGAUCCUGAUCCCGGGCUAUGUCAUCUACAUGUUUUGCACCACCAAAGGCAGCAUCAAACAGCGCUGGCGGAGGAUGACAACCUCCCAGGAGGAUGAAAAGCCAUCGGGGCAUGAAGAAUUUACACACACAGGGAGCGUGGGUGAAGCUCCGGUCUAGCCAGGAUUGCUCAGGUAGAAAUAAGCUGACUGCCAUUUUCCCCCAUCUGCCAGGACUUACUGUGGCCGACACUGAAAUUUGACAAUUGAGCAGAUGGAGUGUUGUACAGUAUUUUACUAGAGUAUUUUCCUCCAUUUUAAAGUUGGGCCAAAAAAUAAGGCAAACAAAACAAGAGGACGAGGAGGCCCUUUUGAUAAAUAUAAAUUUCCUUUUGCAGUAAAAUCUCUGACCACAAACUGAAUGCUAUAGAUCAGCAAUGCACCUGCGUACGUACAGCAUACUACAUUAUGACCAUAUAUCUUCACCCUACUUGUAAAAUUUUCUCCACCGCUCAUCAAAAUCAAUCAUUGUUUAUAAGCUUGCCACAAAUGUAAUGAAUGUUGUUGUACAGAGAAAUUACACAAUCUUGUAAAACUUGACUUUAAGCAUCAAAUUGUAACGCAUCAAAGAUUGUUUGCUCAAGGUGAAGCAGCAGCACCAACCAGCCAUCCACUGUGAUAAAGUAAAUAUCACAUUUACCAUUAAAAACGUCUGUGAACCACACUGCUAUAUUUGUUGCCUUUGCUGAGCCAGACCUACAGAGAUGAAAACAAACAAUAAACAUCUGUAAAUAUAAUAUAGAUGUGAUGAAGGUUGUACAGGCUAAUUAACAUAGACUGUUUCAGAAUUAACUCAGCUUUAAGUUUUAAGAUACUUUUAAGUUUUAAAUGAUGUUGUAUAAUCUCCAGUAUUAGCCGUCAUGGUGGCUUGUUUAAUUCAAAUAAUAGAAAACUGUAAAUAUAAUUGUAUCACUAUAUAAAGUAAAUUAUGUGUUUUUUAAGUAAGUGUUUUUCAUACAUUGGAUGGUGAACAAGUGCAAAAGUCUCACUUGUGUCAGUUUAGAGAAUAUGUAAAAUGACAUGUGUAUGUAUGUCAAUAAAAUCAGA